Molecule: messenger RNA, 1706 nt
Organism: Centrocercus urophasianus (Greater sage-grouse)
Lineage: Eukaryota; Metazoa; Chordata; Aves; Galliformes; Phasianidae
Product: cytochrome P450 3A9-like
Biological process (GO): oxidative demethylation; steroid metabolic process
Molecular function (GO): oxidoreductase activity, acting on paired donors, with incorporation or reduction of molecular oxygen; testosterone 6-beta-hydroxylase activity; iron ion binding
Source: RefSeq, a predicted model, not a curated record
CUGUGAGUUUGAUGGGGUUCCUUCCAGACCUUUCCCCCAUCACUUGGUUGCUCCUCAUUGCUUUCCUGAGCCUCCUGGUGCUCUAUGGGAUAUGGCCCUACCAGACCUUCAAGAAGCUGGGCAUUCCUGGCCCACGGCCUGUGCCAUUUUUGGGAACAUUCCUGGCAUACCGACAGGGGCUCCUGAAUUUUGAUCAGAUGUGCUUUGAAAAAUAUGGUAAAAUCUGGGGGAUUUUUGAUGGCAGGCAGCCCAUAAUGGCUAUUCUGGACCCCACGCUCAUCAAAACCAUCUCGGUGAAGGAGUGCUAUAGCACUUUUACCAAUCGCAGGGUCUUUGGUCUGAGUGGGAGACUGGAGUCAGCUGUUAGCAUGGCUGCGGAUGACCAGUGGAAAAGGAUUCGCACUGUGUUGUCCCCAACAUUCACCAGUGGGAAGCUGAAAGAGAUGUUCCCUAUCAUUGAGAGCUAUGGUGAAAAAUUAGUGAAAAACACUGAGAAGAAAGUGGCUAAUGAAGAGCUCUUGGACAUGAAGAACAUUUUUGGAGCCUACAGCAUGGAUGUGGUGGCCAGCACUUCUUUCAGCGUGGAUGUUGACUCCAUGAGCAAACCCAAUGACCCCUUUGUCACCAACAUUAGGAAAGUUCUCAUAAAAAGCCCAUUAUUGAUGUUCAUAGUGUUGUUCCCCUUCAUGAUCCCAGUGCUGGAGAAGAUGAAUGUGACGCUGUUAUCUAAUGAAGUCAUGGACUUCUUUGAUGUCUUCUUCAUGAAAAUGAAGAAGGAAUGGGAAAAAGGGUACCACAUGGACCGAGUGGACUUCCUGCAGCUGAUGAUUGACUCACAGAGCUCACAGGAUGGCUCCAAGUCUGCUGGGGAGAAGGACUCAUACAAAUCAUUAAGUGAUGAGGAGAUUCUGGCUCAGGCUCUUAUCUUUGUCUUUGCUGGUUAUGAAACCACCAGCUCCACCCUCAGCUACAUCUCCUAUCACCUGGCCGUGCACCCUGAUGUGCAGAAGCGACUCCAGGAUGAGAUCGAUGCAAACUUGCCCAACAAGGCUGCUCCUACAUACGAUGCAGUUAUGCAGAUGGACUACCUGGACAUGGUGGUGAAUGAAUCCCUGUAGCUGUACCCUGCUUUGGGGCGGAUUGAUCGGAUCUGCAAGAAGACAGUGGAGUUCAAUGGGGUUACCAUCCCAAAGGGCAUGGUGGUCAUGAUCCCAAUCUAUGUGCUUCACCAUGACCCGGCAUACUGGCCCAAGCCAGAGGAAUUCAGGCCUGAGAGGUUUAGUAAAGAAAACAGAGAGAACAUUGACCCCUACACCUACCUGCCAUUUGGGGCCAGCCCCAGAAACUGCAUCGGAAUGAGAUUUGCUCUCCUCGUCGUUAAAGUGGCUGUGGUUGCCCUUCUGCAGAACUUCUCUUUCAGACCCUGCAAAGACACUCCGAUCCCCCUGGUUCUGGACACAAAAGGUUUCAUGCAGCCAAAGAAGCCCAUUGUCUUGAAGAUGGUCCCCAGAGCCCAUGGCGAUCUGCAGAACUGAAGGAGCUGUUCAGAGACUUUCAAUCAAUGGUGCUUUCCCUGCCCAACUCUGGAAAAGAGAUGCAGAUUGACGUGUGCACUCUUGAAAUGUCAGUGAUGCAAAUCCCCAUUUUGACAUGGGGCAUUAGGGGUUUGGCCUGGCAUAAUUAAAAGAGCGUUAUCCUAAUGAAAA